AUGUCAAACUCAAAAAGCAGAACGAAACACCCACGUGUCUUUUCUCUGUCAUCAUCUUACGCUUAAUUACCCCCUUUGUCUCUCUCUCUCUCUCUCCACAACGACGCCGUCUCGAUCUUCUUCUUCUUCGACGUAGUAACAGAGCGCGCGCGUUGAUUCAAACCAUAGCAUGGAUGAGACUUCAGCUCUCAUCGAAGCCAUUCUCAGAGAGCAAGAGGAAGAAGAAGAAGAAGCUCACAGAAGAAGACGGAACCUCACCACGCAAAACACCACAAUCAAAAGUAACAACCAAUGGCAAACGGUGUCGUAUCACAAGCGCAACCGCAACAACAACAACAACAAGUCUUCCUCCAAGCAGCCUCUCGCCGCCGAUCCUUCCCCUGACGUCUUCAGCUCCGUUCAGCGCCAUUCCGAGCACAGCCGCCGCCGACUACUCGAGUCUCAGAUCGCCUCCGAGGCUGAAGCAGCUGCAGCCGCCGCUCCGAGCAGAUCGAAGCGGCAUUCCGACGACGAAGACGACGGCGAUGCGGAGCAUGAAGCCAUCGCCGUUCAGGAGGUGAAGAAGGCGAAGCAGAAGAAACCGAAGAAGCCGAAGGUGACGGUGGCCGAAGCUGCUUCUAGAAUCAGCGCCGAUGAUCUCGACGCGUUUCUCGCUGAGAUUACCGCUUCGUAUGAAUCGCAGCAAGAUAUUAUGCUGAUGCGAUUUGCUGACUACUUCGGUCGCGCAUUCUCGUCGGUGAGUGCAGCUCAAUUCCCGUGGCUGAAGACGUUCAAAGAGUCCACCGUUGCGAAGAUUGUUGAUAUCCCUCUUUUGCAUAUAUCUGAGGAUAUUUACAAAAUAUCAACGGAUUGGAUCAGUCAUCGAUCAUAUGAAGCACUUGGUUCCUUUGUGCUAUGGUCGUUGGACAGCAUUCUUUCAGACCUUGCCAGUCAUCAGGGAGUUAAGAAGGCAGUCCAGCAAUCAUCAUCGAAAUCUCAGGUUGCCAUGUUUGUGGUUUUAACAAUGGUGCUUCGACGAAAACCUGAUGUCUUGAUUAGCUUAUUACCAAUAUUAAAGGAGAAUAAAAAAUAUCAAGGACAGGAUAAACUCCCUGUCAUUGUUUGGGUGAUAACUCAGGCUUCUCAAGGAGAUCUAGUUAUGGGGUUGUACUUGUGGGUAUAUCUUCUCUUGCCGAUGCUGAGUGUGAAGUCUGGUUGCAAUCCACAGUCAAGAGACUUGAUAUUACAGUUGGUUGAGAGAAUUAUCACAUUUCCUAAAGCUCACUCUAUCUUGCUAAGUGGGGCUGUCAGAAAGGGGGAGCGUGUUGUGCCCCCAUGGGCACUUGAUUCUCUAUUGAGAGUUACUUUCCCUCUUCAUUCAGCCCGGGUCAAGGCCACUGAAAGAUUUGAAGCUGUUUAUCCAACGUUAAGAGAAGUUGCCCUUGCCGGUUCCCCUGGAAGUAAAGCAAUAAAGCAUCUUGCACAACAGAUACUAAGCUUUGCAAUUAAAGCUGCGGGAAAAGCUAAUCUGGACCUAUCAAAGGAGGCAAGUGACAUUUUUAUUUGGUGUUUGACUCAGAACCCUGAAUGUUACAAGCAAUGGGAUUUGCUUUAUAUGGAUAACCUUGAAGCAAGUAUUGUUGUAUUAAGAAUACUUUCUGGUGAAUGGAAGGAAUACUUUAUCAAACAUCCUACUCUUGAUCCUUUGAGGGAAACUCUUAAGAGCUUCAGUCAAAAGAAUGAAAAGGCCUUGGCUAAGGCGGAUGAUGCUGCUCGCCAUGCAUUAUUGAAGGAUGCAGACAAGUACUGCAAAGCCCUUUUGGGAAGAUUGUCACAAGACCAUGGAUGCAUGAAGAGCGUGACAAUUCUUUCUGUUGUAUUUGCGGUUGGUGCCAUUUUCGUGUACCAGAACUUGCAUUUAUGGGAUUAUAGUCAACUGACAGAAAUGUUGAACCUAUCCUAGGAUGACAGAGUUAUCCUGUGGCUUGCUCGGUGCUUAUGCCCAGCGUGGACCACUUCAGCCGAUAGUGAGGAGUGACGAGGAAUAUUUAAUUUAUUUUAGCCUUCAACAUAGUGAAAUUAAACAAAAAUAGGAGGAACAAACAAAGCCAUGGAAGCUUGUGCUGGCCAUUUAUAUAGGUGUUGAUGUGUGUUCUCAAAUUUUAGGUCAACUUGAAAAUUUCUUGCAUAAAUUUUUUUUAUAGUGGCUUGUUAUAUAUUGAUUUUCUGAUAAAGCGCCAAAUGGCUAUAGAGAAAUGAAAAUGAAGGUGAAAUGAAGUUGUGCAUGAAUGCAAAUUUUGAAGUAUUUAAAUUCU
Messenger RNA from Glycine soja, 2294 nucleotides. RefSeq names its product transmembrane protein 214-like. Bases 170 to 1942 code for a protein of 590 amino acids. The record is from RefSeq and is a predicted model, not a curated record. The transcript has 10 exons. Lineage: Eukaryota; Viridiplantae; Streptophyta; Magnoliopsida; Fabales; Fabaceae. Gene Ontology annotation, cellular component: endoplasmic reticulum; Golgi apparatus.